This is a messenger RNA of Misgurnus anguillicaudatus (oriental weatherfish), 4124 nucleotides long. The record is from RefSeq and is a predicted model, not a curated record. NCBI's taxonomy places the organism in Eukaryota, Metazoa, Chordata, Actinopteri, Cypriniformes, Cobitidae.
AUGCGUCAUGGUUGCGCAUGGUCACGUGUUCGUGGGUCAUGUGAUCAGAGCGCGCUGUGUGUUGUGCUGCUGAAGAUGGCGUGCUGUGGAGGAUGUUUGUGUUGUCAGUGCUGUUGUAAUGAAGGAGAAACCAGAACACCAGAAGAGCUGACGAUACUGGGUGAAACCAGAGAAGAGGAUGAGGAGAUAUUACCCAGAAAAGACUAUGAGAGUUUGGAUUAUGACCGGUGUAUUAAUGAGCCAUAUUUGGAGGUAUUGGAGGGGUUGGAUAAUAAGAAAGCUGGCAGGUAUGAAGCCAUAAAGUGGAUUUUAGUCUUUGCAAUUGGAGUAUCAACAGGACUGACUGGCCUGUUUGUGGAUUUCUUUGUGCGUCUCUUCACUCAGAUUAAGUUCAGUUUGGUUGGAGGAUCUGUAGAGGAGUGCAGUGAAAACGGCUGUCUGGCUCUGUCUUUACUGGAGCUGCUCGCUCUCAAUAUGAUGUUCAUAUUCAUCUCCAGUGUUCUGGUGCUCAUUGAGCCUGUGGCGGCUGGGUCUGGUAUCCCAGAAAUUAAAAGUUACCUGAACGGAGUGAAGAUUCCAGGUAUUGUGCGGUUGCGGACGUUCAUGUGUAAGGUGACAGGAGUGCUGUUUGCUGUUGCUGGAGGGUUGUUUGUAGGUAAAGAGGGACCAAUGAUCCACAGUGGAGCGAUACUGGGGGCGGGGCUUCCUCAGUUUCAGAGCAUUACCUUCAAGAAGAUCCGCUUUCACAUUCCUUACUUCCGCAGUGACCGGGACAAGAGGGAUUUUGUCUCGGCAGGGGCAGCGGCCGGGGUGGCGGCUGCUUUUGGGGCACCAAUAGGAGGCACACUUUUCAGUCUGGAGGAGGGAUCGUCUUUUUGGAACCAAGCCCUCACAUGGAAAGUGUUGUUUUGCUCCAUGUCUGCCACGUUUACACUCAACUUCUUUCGUUCUGGGAUUAACUUCAGUAAAUGGGGUUCAUUCCAGCUGCCCGGCCUGCUUAACUUCGGAGAGUUUAAGUGUCAAGAUGGAGAUAAGACGUGUCAUUUGUGGACGGCAGUAGAUUUGGCUUUUUUUGUACUAAUGGGAGUGGCUGGAGGUCUGUUUGGUGCUCUCUUCAACUGCAUCAACCAACGCCUUGCAAAAUACCGCAUGAGAAACGUUCAUCCCAAAGCAAGAUUCAUCAGGGUGUUGGAGAGUCUCUUGGUCUGUAUGGUUACCACUCUUGUCAUCUUCAUGUCCUCAAUGACUCUCGGGGAGUGUCGAGAUUUAGUCUCCACUACAACUAAUACAACAUCACAGGGGUCUGUAAAUGAAGAGGACAACUCAACCAUACGCCGCUUCUUCUGCUAUAACAACACAUAUAAUGACAUGGCCACACUGUUCUUCAACCCUCAAGAGGUGGCCAUCCAUCAGCUCUUCCAUCAGAAUGCUACGUUCAGUCCGGUCACUCUCUCGCUCUUCUUUGUGUUGUAUUUUAUCUUGAGCUGUUGGACAUACGGCGUGUCCGUCCCCAGCGGUCUGUUUGUACCGUCUCUUCUCUGUGGAGCGUCACUCGGCCGCUUGGUGGCCAACAUCCUCAAAAUAAAUUUCCAUAUGCAAAUAUAUUCAGGCACAUUUGCUUUGAUUGGAGCAGCUGCUUUCCUGGGAGGUGUGGUCAGAAUGACAAUUAGCCUGACGGUCAUCCUGAUCGAAUCCACCAAUGAGAUCACUUAUGGACUUCCCAUUAUGAUAACACUGAUGGUGGCCAAGUGGACAGGAGAUUUCUUCAACAAGGGGAUUUAUGAUAUUCACAUUCACCUGAAAGGAGUCCCGCUGCUGGAGUGGGAAACUGAAGUGGAGAUGGACAAAUUGACAGCCAGUGAUAUUAUGGAGCCCAACCUGACGUACGUGUAUCCUCACACCCGUAUUCAGUCACUGGUGAGCAUCCUGAGGACGACGGUCUAUCACGCCUUUCCUGUCGUCACCGAGAACCGAGACAAUGAAAAGGACUUCAUGAAGGGAAACAUCCUCAUAAGCAACAAUAUCAAAUUCAAGAAAAGCAGCGUGUUGACCCGGGCGGGCGAGCAGAGGAGGAGGUGUCAGUCGAUGAAUUCAUACCCAUCUAGUGAACUCCGUAACGUUUGUGAUGAGCGCGUGAGCGAGGAGCCGGCCGAGGAGGGACAGGACAUCCUUCAGCAGAUGCUGGAGAGAAGAUAUGUGCCCUACCCGAAUCUGUACCCUGACCAGUCUCCCAGUGAAGAGUGGACCAUGGAGGAGAGGUUCCGCCCGCUGACCUUUCACGGGCUUAUCCUGCGCUCACAGCUGGUUAAUUUACUGAUCCGUGGUGUCUGCUAUGCCGAGAACCAGUCGAGUGCCUCUCAACCACGGCUCUCUUAUUCAGAGAUGACAGAGGACUACCCACGAUUCCCUGACAUUCACGAUCUUGACCUGGCCCUUCUUAAUCCACGCAUGAUUGUGGAUGUGACUCCGUACAUGAACCCCAGUCCAUAUACAGUAUCUCCAAACACGCGCGUCUCUCAGGUGUUUAAUCUCUUCAGGACUAUGGGUCUCAGACAUUUACCUGUGGUCAAUGCAGUAGGAGAGAUUGUGGGGAUAAUCACCAGACAUAAUCUCACUCAUGAGUUUUUAGUCGCUAAACUGCGACAGCACUACAUCACAAUCUGAUCUGAUGUCGUGAUGUCACAGAUCUCACACACACACACACACACACUCUCACACACACACACACACACGUAAGCCAUUCACAGUUAGGAUCUGGAUGAGUGAGGUUCAGUACCUCAUGAAUGAACUGCAUCCUCAUACUGACAUCAACCUCACUGCAGCACUUUUCAGUUAUAAAUGUUUUAUUUUACUGUGUCUGUGUAUUUUUGCACAAAGCGUGAUAUGAACCACUAUAGAAGAGGACAUUCCUGGAAAUUAGACAUUAAAGAAAUAUUAGUGGACCUCUUUGUUCAGAAACCAUCUAGAAAUCUGCAUAAAUUCAGAUUAUUUUAGGAUUGUUAUAUUACAGGAUGUCUGUAAUGACCUGUGGAUUUUUUUUUUAAGAUGCAUUGUCCUAAUCGUAGUGUUACGGGUUUAAUUUCCUUACAGGCGAGUCGUCAUUUCAAAAUCAUUAAGAGUAAAAAAAUGUAUUUAAUAUUUUGUUGUAAAUAAAACGAGGUCUAAUUAUUCUUUAUUCAACAUUUUCAUGAUAAUUAAUUUCAUUAUCUCCACAAAUGUUCUCCUUACUUAAUAAAUGUAUUUUUUUUAUUCUUUACAUUGAUUGCAGUAAUGAAAAUGAAAUGUUUUUGCGUUACAGUAAAGAGAUUUUUGCGAUUGAUAUCGGUUCAACUGUUAAAACAUCACAAUGCAAAAAAUCUUAAUAGUACUAAAAUUGGCUUUAUUUUCUUUAAGGAAAAUCUAGUUGUCAUUUUCUUUUGAUUGUAUUUUUAUUACUAGUGGCAUUAACGUUGACAUGAGGAUUAUUUACAUUCCCUGAAUAUUUCCUGAAGUUUAUCUGUAAUAAUAAACAUUUCCAAAAUCUGACUAAAUGGAUUUUGAGUACAGAGAUUUGUUAUACGCAGGCUUGUUUUUGUAAUGUUAAAUUCGGGUAUAGUUUGAUAUCAUAAUAGUUUUGGCUGUGUGGUUUCAGAGUAAAACAGUAUUAGCAGAAAUGAUGGCACAUUUGUACACUAAGAGUUCAUUAUAUUUCUUUUGUUCAUUUUUUAUUAUUAUUUGAUUAUUUAAGCAAUUUCACUGUGAUUUCUCAUGUACAGUAUAUGUUAAAACUGUUUUUAAUGUAAAAUACUUUGUUGCCUCUGUAUAUUGCAGUAUUUUUUACUUUAUUUUACUUUAUUUAAUUUUUUUAAUAUGUAUGUUCUCUAACAUACACUUUAUUGUUUUUGAGCUGAGCUUUUGUCGAUGUACCGUUUAAAAGCCUCAUGUAAGCAAACUUUAUAAUAUCAAACCUGUAUGUAAUCUGCUAUUCUGAAGGUUAUCCUUUAAAUGCAGUGUUUGAAUUAAAACACUUGUCUAAAUGAAGGACUUAAUUUAAUGAAUGUAUUGCCAUCAUUAAUGUUCUGCUUGGUUCUGUAAUAAGGGACACAAACAUUCAUUAAACAUGAUUUUAUUACAGAAAGAAUAAA